GUGGCUCCGUAAUUCUGCAUUAGCGAUAUAUAUCGUCCGGUGUGCCUAUGGCCUAAAUUGCACGAUCUGGCAGCGCGCUUCAAUGUCAGAUGGCCAGGCGGUUUCCUGCCGCUCUGACAGCGCUCUUUCUACCAUUUGACAGCAACUGAGUGAAGAUGGCAGUCCGCUACGAGCUGUGUAUUGGUCUUAACCGAGGCCACAAGACCACCAAAGUCAAGAAUGUUAAGUACACCGGCGACAAGAAGGUCAAGGGUCUGCGUGGCUCCCGUUUGAAGAACAUUCAAACCAAACACACCAAAUUCACUCGCGAUUUGGUACGCGAAGUUGUGGGCCAUGCUCCCUAUGAGAAGCGCACCAUGGAAUUGCUGAAGGUGUCCAAGGAUAAGCGUGCCUUGAAGUUCCUGAAGCGUCGCUUGGGCACACACAUCCGUGCCAAGAGGAAGCGUGAGGAACUGUCCAACAUUCUCACUCAGCUCAGGAAGGCUCAGACUCACGCCAAGUAAAUGACGGACGCUUAACAACAAUCACAACAACAUCAACUCAACAUCUACAAGCAGCAGAUUCAAUAAUAUCAACGAUUUUGUGUUUUUGCUAUUGCGCGGUGUUAUUUUUUUUUUGCUCUGUCAAAGAAAGUGUAAAAAAUCCAACUACUUGAAAAGUCCAAGAAGCCACAAUUAAAAAAGAAAACCAACAAAAAUAUUACAAACAA
Molecule: messenger RNA, 709 nt
Organism: Drosophila nasuta
Lineage: Eukaryota; Metazoa; Arthropoda; Insecta; Diptera; Drosophilidae
Gene: RpL36
Product: ribosomal protein L36
Exons: 3
Coding region: 156-503 (115 amino acids)
Biological process (GO): translation
Cellular component (GO): ribosome
Molecular function (GO): structural constituent of ribosome
Source: RefSeq, a predicted model, not a curated record